AUGGGAGACAAGGCGGAAAAUUUGACCAUGAAAUCGGGAUUACCAGCCAGUAGCGCUGGACGCAAUGAACGAAUAUUUACUGACAAUCCUGAAAUCGAAUCAGCAAUUCGCGACUCGGACUCCUUGGCUCACGCUCGAUCUCAUGUCUCUGAUAUCAUUGACGAGUACCCCGAGAAGAGUGAUGAUACCGAAGCACCGCGACCUUUGGCGCGCCAAUCCACGGAACUUGGACCGCCAAUUGUGGUACCACGACUGAAACGAAGAGGGCUGUUUGGCCAACUAACUCUCAUCGCGGAGGUCGAAGACCCCAGGACGUAUUCUCGAAAAAUGAAAUGGUUCAUAACUUUUAUUGUUGCAACAGCAGGAAUACUAGCACCACUGGGAAGCUCGAUUUUCUUUCCUUCGCUCUCCCAAGUAUCCAAAGAUUUGAAUACAACACCAACCUUGACCAAUCUUUCCAUUUCCUUAUACAUGCUGGCCAUGUCAAUCUGUCCUCUGUGGUGGUCAUCGUUCAGUGAACGGCUCGGACGGCGAACAAUUUACCUGACUUCAUUGUUUCUUUUCGUGGUUUUCAAUAUCCUUUCUGCCAUUUCUGACACAAUCGCCAUGCUAAUCAUCAUGCGAAUGCUGAUGGGCGGCGCCUCCGCUUCAGUCCAAGCCGUCGGUGCAGGGACCAUUGCAGACAUGUGGGAGGUUCAUGAACGAGGCCAUGCGAUGAGUAUCUUCUACUUGGGGCCUUUGUGUGGACCUUUGCUGGCACCCAUCAUUGGCGGUCUUCUGGCUCAACGCUGGGGCUGGCGCAGUACAUUAUGGUUCUCUGCUGUCCUUGGUGGCCUCAUACUUAUCUUCAUCCUCUUUGCGCUGCCAGAAACAUUGAUGGUGCAAAUGCCCAUGCUGCCCUCUGUCGCCCAAGAUGAAGUUACCCCCAUCAGCCGCCCACUUAGUCGCGUAUCGACUCAGCAGGUGGCCAAGUCCACUGCUCAAUGGCUGAAGUUUUUGAAGACGAACUUUAUCGAUCCUUUAAAAAUCGUCUUCUACCUACGAUAUAUUCCUGUGCUCCUGAGUGUAUACUAUGGCAGCAUUGCCUUCGGAUCUCUAUAUGUUUUGAGCGUCAGCAUUGAAGACACAUUUGGUAAACCGCCAUACAACUACGAGACCGUUAUCAUCGGCUGCCUCUAUAUUCCGAACUCCCUAGGCUACUUCAUUGCCAGUAGUUUUGGCGGAAGAUGGAUGGAUAGAAUCAUGCAUCGAGAAGCGAAAAAGGCAAACCGAUACGACGAAAAGGGAAACUUGGUGUUUCACCCAGAGGAUCGCAUGCGCGAGAACGCUUGGCUCGGCGCUUUUCUAUACCCUGCCGCUCUGAUCUGGUAUGGUUGGUCUGUAGAAAAAGGAGUUUUUUGGCCGGCACCGUUCGAUGAUCCUAAUUACCGAUCAAAGAUGAUUGCCAACUUCUUCUUCGGAAUCGGCUCUAUGCUAAUCUUCAGCAUGAUAACUACUAUGCUCACCGAGUUCAUGCCCAAGAAAUCCUCCAGUGGUGUAGCAUUGAACAACUUCGUGAGGAACAUUUUCUCUUGCGUGGGCUCUUUUGUCACGGCCCCUCUCAUCAGCGCCAUAGGAAACGGCUGGCUCUUUACCAUCCUAGGAGGUAUGGGUUUUGUUAGCGCCUUUGUUAUUCUUUUCAUGAAGAUAUAUGGCCCUCGUUGGAGACUGAAGAUGGACGAGCGCAUGAAGUGA
Messenger RNA from Penicillium pulvis, 1734 nucleotides. RefSeq names its product MFS transporter. The record is from RefSeq and is a predicted model, not a curated record. The coding region runs from base 1 to 1734 and encodes 577 amino acids. Gene Ontology annotation, biological process: intracellular polyamine homeostasis; transmembrane transport. NCBI's taxonomy places the organism in Eukaryota, Fungi, Ascomycota, Eurotiomycetes, Eurotiales, Aspergillaceae. Gene Ontology annotation, molecular function: polyamine transmembrane transporter activity. The transcript is spliced from 3 exons.